AUGCCACGUACAGAGAUCACUGGCGGUCCAUCUCUCCAGAUCGAUGUCGCGAAACCACCAUCGUGGACAUUUACCCAUGGAGAUACUGUGAUCGGCACAGUCAUCCGUCGGACGCCUAUUGUCGCACCCUCGGCCACAGUAACCAUCACUCUUUUCGGACGAACAAAAACAAAAAUCACCGUGAAAAAGAGUAAUGGUCAAAGCACGACGACACAUCACUAUCGCGGCCGCUGGUCUCUCAUUGGUACCGAGAGUACUCAAAUUCUUCAUCAGGGACCCCUGCACCUCGCCCCAGGCCAGGCUAGUGGCAGCAACUAUCUUUCCUGGCCAUUCUCAGUCACAAUCCCCACAAAACCACCCGAUACUCUGGCCCGGGAUCACCCUCAAGAACAGAGCUAUAUCCCCGUGACGAAUCUUGCCAAUCACCAAUCUCCAGGAACAUUCUACUCCAGCGGUCGGAGCGGGAGAACCAGAUCUGAGGCUUUUGUAGAGUACUAUCUUGAAUCCACGCUUCGGUUCAAUCGGGGAGGCUCAAACGAGAGUUUCACGGCCACACUCCCUAUAUCCGUAGCGUCCUUCUCAUCAGGAUCCGAACCUCCCAUCAACCGCGAGCCCCAGCAAGCUAUGUUCUACAGCACGGUCCAGAGCCAGCGAUUGCUACCAGGAAUGGAGAAGGCGGAGUUGACAUUCAAACAGAAAACUCAGAAACUCUUUUCGUCCUCCAAAGUUCCAACAUUUGGAUACAAAGUGGUUGUCCAAGUGCCACGUCAAAUUCAGCUUGGAGACCAAUCUCCAUUCCCCUUUGUGAUACAAUUCCACGCAAACGAAGCCAGCAUCAGCCCCAGUAUUAAAGACACCACUCAAAAGGUUCAACUGGACUGGGUUCGAAUGAUCCUGAAGUCCGACACAGAUCUACUUGCGCCAGGAAAGUUCUCUCACAGCCGUACUCAUACCCAUGACCACUCGCUUAAACAAGAUCUCGGCUUGACUAAGGCUUUCAGUAAUCUCGAGAAUCGGGUAGUGUUCCAAUCGACCGAGGGGAGCCAAAAGGUUGAUAUUGGUGCAAUGUUCCAGCUUAUUCUUCACCCUAGCGCGCUCUGCCUUGGAAACCGGCAGCUUACCGUUGGUCCGAGUAUUUAUCCAGAUUUUGUCACAUAUAACAUCAAACACUUACACUCACUAAUGAUUGAGUUGUCCUUCACUGUUGCCCUUGAAACGAAGGUGCACAAAAUGGAUGUUCCGGUCAGGAUAUUACCGCCAACUCGGUUAGAUCCAAGCCCGCCUGAGUACUCUAAGGGUCAGUAA
Talaromyces amestolkiae is the source of this 1305-nucleotide messenger RNA. RefSeq lists its product as uncharacterized. Bases 1 to 1305 code for a protein of 434 amino acids. The transcript has a single exon. The record is from RefSeq and is a predicted model, not a curated record. NCBI's taxonomy places the organism in Eukaryota, Fungi, Ascomycota, Eurotiomycetes, Eurotiales, Trichocomaceae.